GUUUUCACCUGUGGGAAAAUCACCUGCCCCCACUAAGCCAAACAUCUCAGAAAUGUAAUUCGCUAAGACCAUCUCUCUCCCCUGCUCCCUCACCCACUUGAUCGCCGCCGCUAAACCUGCAAAUGGUAACGGCUACUGGCGAGCUAGCUGGCCACUUUUUUUUUUUUAAGGUCCAGGAACCAUCGGAGUUCGAUAUCGAUCGAGUCGAAGCCGCGGGCUAGCUUCAAUGGCGUCGACGUUCGUCGAUGGCUACGACAACAUGUACGAUCCGAGGCUGAAGCCGCGGGUGCUGCGGGGGCUGGUCAGCGACCACCUCCCCUACGAGGACGGCCCCGUCCCCAGCCGCCCGGAGAUAUCGAACCUCGCUUUCACCGUCAGGACCUUUAGCCUUCUCUCCGAAUCUUUACCUCGAACACCUACUACGGUGGAUGCGUCCCUGGUCCAGGACUGGAAGUCGUCAGUCGACGCUUGGGUCGACCGCGUUGUCCAACUCGUUUCUUGCGACCUGCCUGAUAAAAAUUGGGUGGGAAUCUGUAUGCUAGGCCUGACUUGUACGGAGUGCAGCACAGCUCGUUUUCUGUCUUCCUAUCCUGCUUGGCUUGAUAAACUCCUAUCACAUAUUGAGCCUCCAUCAGAUUUUCAGUCUGUAAAGGUGGCUUCUUGUAAUUCCAUGUCAGAUCUGUUCACAAGGACCUAUCAUCAGGGAAGACAAUUGGCAGUACUAAGGUGUGUGAGGGACUCUACUACUUUGUGGAGGUUGGGUGGAUGCACAAAUGUAAAGAAGGAUGGGACAUCCUAUGCUGGGAAGCUUAUUCAACCAAUUUUGAAGCUAUUAGAUGAGGAUAGCUCUGAGGCUGUAUUGGAGGGAGCACUUUGUCUGUUAUGCACCAUUAUCACUUUCUUUCCAUCAUCCCUUCUUCGUCAAUAUGCUAAUGCUGAAGCUACUAUUGUUUCAAAAAUUUUAUCAGGAAGAUCCAGUAUUGAUUUGUUAAAGAAAUAUGCUCAAUGCUUGGCACUGCUUCCAAGAUCAAGAGGAGAUGAGGAGAGCUGGGCCCUGAUGAUGGAAAAGAUAUUAAUAUCAAUAAAUGUUUACCUGAGUGAUGCUUUCCUAGGUCUAGAGGAGGAAAAUAAAGUCAAUGAACCUAUGGAAUUGGUGGUUCCACCAGAAGAGCAACACCAAGUUCCCAUAGGAAGCCAAACAAUAACAGGAGGAACUUUUGAGCACACAACAGGAAGAUCUAAGCUAUUCCUAAUAUCGACUGUCCCUGCCCUCUUGUCUUGCUGCUCUACAAUGCUUACAAAUUCUUAUCCUGUUCAGGUAACUAUUCCUGUUCGUUCAUUAUUAACACUUGUUGAGAGAGUACUGAUGGUGGAUGGCUCUUGUGCACAAGCUUCAUUCCCAUUCAUGAAUGUCAUGCAGCAAGAGUUUAUCAGUCCUGAGCUUCCAGUUUUGCACUCAUACAGUUUGGAUCUUCUCACUGCACUCAUAAAAGGAGUGCGCAGUCAACUAUUACCACAUGCAGCAGAAAUCAUCAGACUCCUGAUAUGGUAUUUUAGGAGAUGUGCAUUGCCAACAUUAAGGAUUAAGGUCUACUCAAUCAUCAGGAUUUUGCUAACAUCCAUGGGUGUUGGAGUAGCACUACACCUUGCUGAAGAAGUGAUCAGCAAUGCAUGUAUUGAUUUGGGCGUGAUUGGAUAUGGAAGUGCUGAGGAGCUUUUUAGUUCACUAUCAAAGACCACCAAUGAAGCAUUGCUGCAGCCUACUCAUAAGAAAAGGAAUCAAGCUUCUAUAACAAAUUCUUUCCUGCAACAUCAAAAUGGCAUUCAAUUGGACAUAUUUGAAGUAGAAGUACAGAAAAACUGCUCAAAUUUUCCUAUUUCUUUAAAGAUUGCUGCACUUGAGGCACUAGAAGCUCUUCUUACUGUGGGUGGCAGUUUGGGUUCUGACUCUCUACGAUCAACUGCUGAUCUUCUUUUGAUAACUGUGGCUACAAAUGCUUGUAAUGAAGAAUGGGACAGCGAGGAGAUGAAUGUUUUUGUGCCACCCAAUGAACCUACUUCGUCUUGGGCAGAUUUCCAACUUGCGGCAUUACAAGCACUUCUGGCAUCUCUUCUUUCCCCAGCUCGUGUUCGUCCUCGUUUUCUGUCUCAGGGACUUGAGCUUUUUCAAAAAGGUAAACUAGAAAUAGGAACAAAGCUUGCUCGUUUCUGUUCCCAUGCUCUCCUGGCCUUGGAAGUCCUCAUGCAUCCCAGGUUUGUUCCAACAGUUGAUUUUCCAUCUGUAAAUGUCAGCCCUUCUAGUGAACAGUUCUGCCAAAGUGAUACAGACAGUAUGCGGCCGGCCGAUCACAAAAACAGUGCCCCUUUCUCAACUGCAGAUAGUAUAAAUGAUCAAGCUCCAUACGUUUACCUGCAUGAAAAUUGGCUUAAAAAUGGCAAUGAAACUGAGGCUUUGUACAGCCCCAGCAAGGAUAUGAGAAAUACCAAAGAACUUGCUGAGACAGAUGUUGAGCAUGCCAUUGAGGUACUUCGGUCAGAAAACCUUAGGGAAAAUGGCUCACUUGAUGUGGAUGUGGGAAGAGAUGGGGAUGAGAUGAUGCUUGAGCUGGAGCAAUUUUCAGAUAUCAUCGCAAUUGAAGGCGUUGGCAGUCCUGCUGUAACUUUUGCAGACUCUGAGGCGGAGUUGAGGGAGUUUGUUUCUAGCAAUGGUGCAUUUAGCCCUGCCAAUAAUGGAACAGUGGCAAGCAAGGAAUGCUCGGCAGAUGUUGCUGCUGUCUCAAAAACAGGUGAAGAAUCUUUGUCUACAACGUUGGCUGCUAGGGAAAAGUAAGAAACUUGUGAGUGGCACACAUAAUGAGUCACCAUGAAAUUGUAGGAUCCGGGAAGGGCCGAAUGUAGGAAAAGUAACCCAGUUAUCCUGAUGAGCGGGCAGAAAUGGGACCGUUAGUGACAUGGGGGUGGUUUGUUGCAACGGUAAUUUAAAAUGCCAGAGCAUGCAUGGCAUGGGAUAAAGGUUGCAUUUCUAAAUGGCUGUAGGCUUUUUAACUUAUGAGCAAAGACUCAAAUCAUCAUCAUCAUCAUCAUCAUCAUC
Molecule: messenger RNA, 3091 nt
Organism: Malania oleifera
Lineage: Eukaryota; Viridiplantae; Streptophyta; Magnoliopsida; Santalales; Ximeniaceae
Exons: 14
Coding region: 227-2830 (867 amino acids)
Biological process (GO): rRNA processing
Cellular component (GO): nucleus
Source: RefSeq, a predicted model, not a curated record